AUGCUCCUGGACGAUAUUCGCUACCUCGCCUACCUGCUCGUCUCCAGCCCUGCCUUCCAGCUGCUCUUCCCCUUUCUUAUUCUCUUCCUCGUCCCUCUCCUCGUCCUCUCCCUCCACGCUCGCAAAGCCGCCAUCGCUGCCUCCAUUUUAAUGGUCCUCGAAGCACUUGCCUACGCCCUCCCCUGGAACUGGUUCGACUCCCAUUCGACACCCGCCCAUGCAGAGAAGAGGAAGUCCCGCAAGAAGGCCGUCCGCACCCGCGCAGACGAGCUCGCCAGCAGGAAGGCCGAAAACCAUGAGCUCUCAGAGCACCUUGCGGCUGACGGGGGUUACUACCCUGGGCUCGUCAAUAUCUCUGGCACGUAUUGCUUCAUGGACUCCACCCUGCAGGCGAUGGCCUCCCUCACAUAUCUGCAGCCCCACAUAGAUGCCAUCCACGCCAAAGCCGUGGCGCUAGACGUACCCACCCCCGUCGUAGACGCCCUCCGCGCGCUCCUCCACACCCUGAACACCCCCAGCUCUGCACCCUCAGCCCUGCGCCCCAUCGAGAUGAUCAGCGCUCUCUCCGCAUCAUCCUCCGCGCGGCACAAUUCCCUCUUCUCCUCGCGCGAGCACCAGGACGCCCAAGAGCUUUUCCAGCUGCUCUCCGAGUGCAUCAAGAAUGAAGCGGCCGCCGUCGACCGCGAGGGGCACAGAGACCGCGGACUCGGUGCGCUCGCGCACGCCGAGGGCCCUGCCUCCCGCGAGAUAGGUACGAGCGUCUUCGACGGGCUUACCGCGAAUCGCCGAAGUUGCAUGGAGUGUGGGUACACCGAGGCGGUCAUGCACUUCGCCUUCGACAACUGGCAAUUGGCUGUCCCCCGGCUUACGUCGGCGUGCAGGCUCGAGGACUGCUUGGAGGAUUACACGAGACUUGAGAUCCUGACGGACUGCGUCUGCCGCAAGUGCUCCAUGCUCGCGACGUACUACCGGCUACAGCAGGAAGCAGAGAAGCUGACGGAGGCUGCGGAUGUGCACGAAUCCAGUCCGUCGAAGAAGAAGCGGGCGCGCGAGGCACGGAAGUUGCUUGCACGCGUAAAGGCUGCGAUAGACCAGGGUCGGAUCGAGGAGGACAUCAAAGGCGUGAAGAUGGAACGAGUGUUCAGCAAGGCAUCGACUAAGCAGGCGAUGAUAGCCAGACCUCCGCGCGUGCUCGCACUACAUCUCAACCGUUCCGUCCACUAUGGCCACUACGCGGGCAAGAACACCUGUCGCGUACUCUUCCCCGAGAUCCUCGACCUGACACCAUACACCACCUCCGGCCAGCUCUCGACCGUCCCCUCCGUACCCAUAUCCACACCUGCGCCCGCACUACCGCGGAGCACGACCCCGACGCCUGCGAGCGUCUCCGCACCACGCACGCUCUACCGCCUCGCCGCCGUCGUCUGCCACUACGGCGCCCACUCCUUCGGGCACUACGUCUGCUUCCGGCGCAAACCGCGGCGGCACGCAACGCCUCCAACCCUAGCGUGCCCGCUCAGCUGUGAGUGCCCCCGUUGCGCGCGCUUCGGGCCCGUGCGCGACGACGCGGACCCAGAUCCGGACGCCGCGCGCCCCGGGUGCGGCUGGCUCCGCGUGAGCGACGACAGCGUACGCGAGUGCGGGCUCGAGAGCGUGCUGCAGGAGGGCGCGGGCGUGUUCAUGCUCUACUACGAGCGCGUCGUCCUCCCGCGCGGCGGGCCGUACAUGGUGCGCUCACCGCGCAGCUCCGAAGAGACGCUGCGCCCCGAGGGCGUGCGCGCGAACGGCUCGUGGGCGUCCCUCGCCAGCGAGGACGGCGGAGUUGUGCUGCAUACGCCGGUGCCGAAGGCGGUUGGGCCGCGCAUUGUGCGUAAUGUGUCGGCGCAGGUGCGCGGAAUGUCGCGCUCGCCGUCGGCCCGCGAGGAGGGCACCCCUCAGCCGCUUCCGAAGAUGCUGAACGGGAAGUUGCAUGCGGGCCUUAAUGGGGAUGCAGUGCUGCCAAAUGGAGACGCUUUUCUACCACCACAAGACAGAGAUGCAGCUCUAACGACCCAAGACGGAGGUGCAGUUCUAGCACUACAAGACGGAGAUGCAGUUCUAGCACCGCAAGACCGCAAAUAUGAAUCAGAACCUGAACCGGAACUGAACGGCGUCGUCGAAGCGACAAUAGCUGCGCCUGCUCCGAGCGUCGAGCCUAAGUCUGAGCAUGAAGCAGCACCCGCGACGUCGCCGACAGCCGCUUCCCCGCGCGUCCCCGCAACCGCAGCGCAUCGCCUCACCAGCGGGGCGCCCGCCGUCCCCCACGCGAAUGGUCGGUCUGCGCGCAUAGCAUAA
This is a messenger RNA of Sparassis crispa, 2334 nucleotides long. RefSeq names its product cysteine proteinase. Gene Ontology annotation, molecular function: cysteine-type deubiquitinase activity; cysteine-type endopeptidase activity. The coding region runs from base 1 to 2334 and encodes 777 amino acids. Gene Ontology annotation, cellular component: nucleus; cytosol. The record is from RefSeq and is a predicted model, not a curated record. Gene Ontology annotation, biological process: protein deubiquitination. NCBI's taxonomy places the organism in Eukaryota, Fungi, Basidiomycota, Agaricomycetes, Polyporales, Sparassidaceae. The transcript is spliced from 7 exons.